AUGACCCAUUCUUCAGCUAGCCAGUUGGCGGAAAAGCUUCGCGCCCUUGUUUCGGGUGUCUUGAAGCUGUCGCUUAAGUGGCUCUCCUCGCACGUCGGCGUCGAGGGCAGCGAGGAGGCUGAUGACCUGGUAAAGGCAGUACACCAUGCUACUGUACCACUCAGCACCACUUUAAGGGUCUUCAACUAUGCAAGGCACACGUUGCAGCCAAGUCUGAUGGUGCUCCACCUGGAUCGCUUCCGUGAUGGCUUUCACACAGGUAAGGGGCACAGAAGGAAAAAUCCUCUGGAACCAUGGCAACGCCGAGAGCUCGUGGUGCGAAGUCCAAGCCUGGUGCGUGGAUACUGGGGGAGACUGCACGAGCCCAUCACCGACGAAAAAGGCUGGUACAGCACAGAUGACCUGUGCUACUACGACAAAGACAGCUGGCUGUACCUAGUUGCGCGGCUGAACGACUACUUCUGCAUCCGUGGGUGCAAGUAUUGGCCAGCUGAAGUCGAUGCCAUGCUGCUCAAGUGUCCAGGGGUUCAUUACUGCGCCGUCGUUGGAAUACCACAUCUUGAAGCUGGAGAAGUGGCGCACGCUAUGGUUGUGCCCGCGCCACAAGCAAGAACACUGAGAGCUGAACACGUCACUCAAUUUGUGGAAGGUUAGCAUUUCCUAUUUUAGUUCUUGUUCUUCUUUCAAGCUUACUGCGUGCGACGUCCUCAUUAUAUAGAAAGUUCUCUGGUUGGUUUCUGGCAGCCUUACCUUAACUUCACAGGCCAGCGUAAAUGCCUCAUCAGCUUUAAAAGUUAGCGGUUUGAGCUUGUUGGUAUGUAUAAUUGGCGAGAUUAGAGAGGAAAUACGGGAAAGGACGAGUACACAACGUGGCAGACGACGACAAGCCCUAACUUCCAUCUGGGAUGCAUGGUGCCAGAACACGCAAAUAAGUAGAAGACGAACGAAAAACACGUGAUCGACCACGAAUGUCGCUAAUAAAAACCAGCAGAAGAGGCACUAUCGCAAGGUGCAUGCGUUGGCACUUCCCAGAAAGCUGAUUUCUUUGCAACAAAGAGACACAGACUGCUAGCUUGCAGAUAAGCCGCGCGGGCGUGUCAUCUGAGCAGCUUCAACGAUGAUGCGAGUGCACGAUCAUACCAGUGUUGGUACAAUAUUUGCGUUUUUUCGAAAACUGCAGCGUUGUGCAAGAAAGUCAUAUUUUCCAAUGCGGAAAUUAUUCACGCGUUCUCGUAGGCGGCCUUUCCGACACCUGCCGGUC
Dermacentor andersoni is the source of this 1261-nucleotide messenger RNA. The record is from RefSeq and is a predicted model, not a curated record. NCBI's taxonomy places the organism in Eukaryota, Metazoa, Arthropoda, Arachnida, Ixodida, Ixodidae.